Molecule: messenger RNA, 3276 nt
Organism: Dicentrarchus labrax (European seabass)
Lineage: Eukaryota; Metazoa; Chordata; Actinopteri; Moronidae
Gene: rnf34b
Product: ring finger protein 34b
Exons: 9
Coding region: 134-1450 (438 amino acids)
Biological process (GO): proteasome-mediated ubiquitin-dependent protein catabolic process; negative regulation of extrinsic apoptotic signaling pathway via death domain receptors; protein K48-linked ubiquitination
Cellular component (GO): plasma membrane; cytoplasm
Molecular function (GO): ubiquitin protein ligase activity
Source: RefSeq, a predicted model, not a curated record
GGCCAUUACGUUAUGCUUACUCCACACACACAGGCAGCUGGAGAGAGGGAAGACGUAAUGGUUUGAUUCCCUGUGCACUUGCAAUGGUCGUCGUCCUGACAUUACUCGGCAGAUUCCUCGAACGGGAGGUGCAAUGAAGCAGAACUCUGAGAAGUCACUGGAUGUUGUUCGAAGGAAGGCAGGGGCAUCGUCCAUGUGGGCGUCAUGCUGUGGGCUGCUGAACGAGGUGAUGGGCACGGGCACGGUGCGGGCACAGCAGCCGGGGUUCGGGGCAGGGGCGGGGCCCUUCCGCUUUGCCCCCAGUGCUGGGUACUCCACCUACCCCCCCACCAGCUCAGGGAGUGCUGGACAGCUGUGCAAGGCCUGCGGACUGGCCUUCUCUGUCUUCAGACGCAAGCACAUCUGCUGUGAUUGUAAGAAGAGUUUCUGCGCCUUGUGCUCAGUGCUUCAAGAGAACCUGCGCUGCUGCAUGACCUGCCACCUGCUGCGUGGCACGGCCUUCCAGAGGCCUCGGCUCAUGCAGCUCCGAGUAAAAGACCUGCGCCAGUACCUGCUGCUGCGCAACAUCCCCACCGACACAUGCAGGGAGAAAGAGGACCUGGUGGACCUGGUGCUCUGCCAUCAGGGGACGAGGGAAACCCAGAGACCAGUGGUGGAAGAGGACGAGGAGGAAGAUGAUGAUGAAGAAGAAGAAGAAGAAGAGGAAGAGGAGGCGGAGGAUGAAGAGGACAUACAUGAGGAGGAGGAGGAUGAGGAGGAGGAGGAGGAAGAAGAAGAAGAAGGAGGAGGAGAUGACACAGACAGUCUGCACUCGCUACCCCACUCACGAGCCGCCUCACCCCCCUCCGCCACGCGCUCCACCUCUGAACAGUCGGUCCUGUCUGCCUCUCACGGAGACGUGCUCAGCCCAAGUGACAGCUCAGGGACCAGCCAGGAGCAUGAGGACACGCCAACAGCGUCUCUCUUGAACCUGGAGCCCACUGAAAAUAUCUUAGAGGUCAGUCCGGCGACACAGAGGAGGAUCAGGGCCUCGCUGUCUGAUCUGGACAAUGAAGAGGCGAUAGAAAACCUCUCAGUCCGCCAGCUGAAAGAGAUUCUUGCCAGGAACUUUGUCAAUUACUCUGGCUGCUGCGAGAAGUGGGAGCUGCUGGAGCGAGUGCAUCGGCUCUACAGAGAGAAUCAGCAGAACAGGAAAUCCAUGGAAAAUGUGAGCAUAACUGCAGUGGUUGCAUAUCCUCCACCUCUCUGCAACAGUGGAGUUGGAGAUGGUGUCAAAGCUCAGCUGGCGGCCGAUGAAAACUUGUGUCGCAUCUGCAUGGAUGCCAUCAUCGACUGUGUGCUACUGGAAUGUGGUCACAUGGUAACCUGCACCAAAUGCGGGAAGAGGAUGAGCGAGUGCCCCAUCUGCAGGCAGUACGUAGUGCGGGCCGUGCACGUCUUCAAGUCUUAAAAACUCUGUGCGUGCGCGUCAGAGCGGCCCUCAGGCGUUCACGUUGCCCCGAGCCCUGAAGUUAUCACUGAGGAUGAACUGCUGUGCAUGACGUCUCGCAGGGCCUAAUGCUGCAGCAGGCGCGAGCAACUUCCCCGGUCUUUGGAACCAGACUGUUGCCUCUUGCCUACCACGGUUUGUCCCCACCCCAUCCUCUCGCCCUCCUUUACUAACUCAUGUUCCAGUCCCACUUCUCCUCCCUGGUGGACCAUCAUCAGCUGCACUGGGACACUCACUCUUUCUCUGUUUGGUCUAUUAAACACAAAGCAGAGCCCCCUGCCAUCACUUUCUACUCUCUUGUUCUCUGUUUAGAUUUUACUCACAGGAGAGGAGUGGAGGCGGUCCCGCGGAUACUUGAAGUGGAUAGGGUUGUUCUGUGUGGGGGAGAGAAGCAGUCGGAUGAAAAAUAUAAGAUCCCAGGGUUUAGAGUCAAUAUGGUUUACACAGUCAUGCCACAUGACACAGUGUUAUCUCCCUCAGUGUUCUUUAGGAUGUGCAAUAUCAAAAAAAAAAGAGACUUACAUGUGUUUCUAGAAAAUGUUUAUUAGUUAAUCUGAUCACCACGUGCACCGAGUCGUCUCACACACAGGAGGGUGUAAGGUGCCAAACUUCAUGCCUUCAAUCGAUAUUUGGUUAAGAUUUCACAGUAUAUGCAUCUCAUAACCAGCAAGCUUGGUGUGAUAGUUUACUAUAUAUAUAUAUAUAUAUUUUUUUUUUUCUUCAGUUUUCCCAAAUGAACUUUAGGAAAUUAAGUAAACAUUUGAACACUCACUUGUGUGAAGGAUGUGAUUUUCUCAUCUAAAAUGAAGUGAUUCCUGCUGAAGACACGAACAGUACACUGCUGCGUGGUCGCACCGCGUGCUGCACUACAUUCCUGUUACAUCUGUUGAGUGUGAAAGCAGAUUUCAUCACCUUUUGAAACAGCAGUUUGACACAAAAAAAGGAGAAAAAAUUAACUCAAGGCCCACUUACUACAUUUUUUUCCCAGGGGAUUUCAACCACAUUUUAGAGGCUUCAUCAGCAGAUGCUCAGUUUUCGUGGAGAUGGGUCAACUUACAUCACUUGACCUUUGGUGACUAUGUAUAUGAAUAUACAUAUAUGUGAAUGUGAAUGGCCUCAUCCUUCUCCCGAGGAAGACCACUGGAUGCAGCUGAAAGCCCCAGAGAAAACUAAUAAGUGGACUUUGAGGUUUUUUUUUUUUUGUACUACUUUAUCUUUCUAUUUGAUUUAAAAUAACUUCCACCAAGCAAUACCAUUUAGUUUCCAAGUCUACCAAGUGUCUUUCUUUGACUGUGUUGUCCGUUAAUGUGUCGAAUCUUAGGUAGGUAACAGGUGCUACUUCCUCUUUUCUGUAACAUCAACAUACCUUUUUGUCAUGUUGUCGAGGCGUCCUUCCAAAUAUCCAUCACACAGUGAGAGGUAGAGGAAGCCUGGUUUACUUUAACCUGUUAUGCAAAUGAAACACUUUGUUUUUCUUGUCAUGAGAUCCAGAUGUCACUAAACUAUCUGUGUACAGUAUGCCUGUGGUAUGUUUUAAAAAAAGAAGCUGAAUUGCUGUUAAUGAAGUUAAUCGCAUAGAUAGCUUAUAUUGUUGUUUACUGAGUCAUUAAAUGUAUAUUUUUCCAUUUUACUUGGGAGACGACAUGAUUUAAAAUUCUACUUAUUACGGAGGUUUAAAAAUAAAAAUAUACAGUUUUUCAGAAUGUAUUUCUGUUGGUUUUGGUCAGACGAGUUCCUCAGUCCUCUGAUUGUGUCACUCUCUCACCAUUAAAGUUGCGUCAGUCAUG